AUGGAGGAAAAGAAUUUCAAAAUAACUUCAAUAUCAAAAUCUAAGCAAAGUGAUACUAUCUCAAAGUUAAGUAGUGAUACCGUUGAUCAAGUUGCUACUCAAGAACACCCUGCAAACAAAAGCAUCUUAUCAAGACACCAACAGCUUUCCAUCGUUGAAAAUUUUCUUAUCAUUUGGUUGGACUCGAACAUCGAUGAAUCCAAUGAAGUUUAUAAGCAUUCGAUUAUUCAACUUCGAUCCAUCGUUGACUCAAUUAAAAUAUUCACUGAUCCCAAUCAUUGUAUUGAUUAUCUUACUAAAAUUGAAAAUGUCAAAGUGUUUAUGAUUGUUUCGGAUAUUCUUAGUCAAAUAAUUGUUCCUCUUAUUGAAGAUAUACCUCAACUCCAUUCAAUUUAUGUAUUUUGCAACCAACAGACAAGUCAUACACAAUGCAAAAAAGUCAAAGGAGUCUUUGAUCAAAUUGAAUUUAUUUGUGAUGCACUCACACGAGAUAUUCAUCAGUCCAAGAUUGAUUUAACAUCAAUUAGUAUUGUUCCCCCUACUGUUUCUCCUAAUCUCGAUGAACUGGAUCAAUCAUUUAUGUAUUCACAAUUAAUCAAAGAAAUUAUUUUCGAGAUUAAGUACGAUGAAAAAGCAAAGGAAGAUUGUGUUCUUGUAUUCCGUACCCAUUAUCCUGGUAAUCAUAUCUACUCCAAUACAAUCGAUCAAUUUGAGAGAGAUUAUGAACUUCAUUCACCUAUUUGGUGGUAUACAAAGGAAUCAUUCGUCUAUUCACUUAUCAACAAAGCAUUGAGAACACAAGACACUGAAAUUAUUAUCAAAAUGGGAUUUUUUAUCAAAGAUCUUCAUCGACAAAUCGAACAACUGUAUUCAGAGAAUGAUCGAACGACGAAGAUAAUUGUUUAUCGUGGUCAAGGAAUGGUAAAUGUCGAUUUCGAGAAGAUGAUGACAAGCAAGGGUGGUCUUAUCUUCUUCAACAAUUUCUUGUCGACAAGUACCGCUCGUGAAGUUUCGUUUGCAUUCGCCGAAAGUGUUCGAGAUAAUCCUGAUUUGAUUGGAAUUUUAUUUAAAAUCGAAAUUGAUUCAUCAAUUUCUUCGGUUCCAUUUGCAUCAUUGAACAAUAUCAGCUAUUAUUCAGAUUUAGAAGAAGAGAUUUUAUUCUCAAUGCAUUCAAUAUUUCGAAUUGGUGAAACAGAACAAAUUGAAGAUCGUUUAUGGCAAAUUAAUCUUGUGUUAACCGAUGAUAAUGAUCAACAAUUGAAACGCCUGACUGACUACAUACGAGAUGAGAUUGGUGGUGGAAAUGGCUGGCAUCGAUUGGGAGUAUUGAUGAAUAAGAUGGGCAAAUUCGAAAAAGCACUAAAAAUCUAUAAUAUAAUACUCGAGACAAGAUCAAACGUCAAUAAUAAAGAGAUGAACGCAUGGCUUGCCAUUAUCUACAAUAAUAUUGCUACGGCGCAUGAUGCGAUGGGAAACUAUUCUAUUGCACUCUCUUACUAUGAGAAGACACUGGAAAUUCAGCUGAACAUUCUGCCACCCAAUCAUUCUAAGCUGGCGACAACAUAUAGCAACAUGGCUCAAGUGCUGAAUUCGAUGGGUAGUUAUACCACUGCACUCUCUUACCAUGAGAAGGCGCUUAAAAUUCAGCAGAAAUCUCUUUCACUUGAUCAUCCUGACCUAAUUCCGACGUACAACAACAUCGGGGAGCUGCAUAGAUCAAUGGGAGAUUACUCUGUUGCGCUCUCAUACUAUGAGAAAACACUCACAAUUCAGCAGAAAUUUCUUCCCCCUAAUCAUCCAUCAUUGGCAAUAACCUACAACAACACUGCUGUGACACUUAAUUUUAUGGGCGAAUACUUGGCUGCACUCUCUUAUUAUAAAAAAACACUUGAAAUCAAUCAGAAAACACUUCCAUCUGAUCAUCCUGAGUUAGUUGGCGUUCACAAUAAUAUUGGUGAAACCCAUCGAUCUAUGGGUGAUUUCUCAAGUGCACUCUUAUCAUACCAGAAGGCGCUUGACAUUCAGCAACUAUCUCUCCCACUUAAUCAGUCCAACUUGGCAACAAUAUUUAACAACAUUGGGGUAGUGUAUCACUUAAUGGGAGACAAUUCAAUUGCCCUAUCACAUCAUGAGAAAGCACUGGCAAUCCGGAAAAAGUCGCUUCCAUCUAAUCAUCCAUUAUUGGCAAUAACGUACAACAACAUUGGAAUCGUACAUCAAUCAAUCGAAGACUACUCAACUGCCCUGGUACACUAUGAGAAGGCUCUUGAAAUUCAGCAGAAAUCUCAUUCAUUUGAUCAUCCUGAGCUAACCGCAACAUACAACAACAUUUGUAUGGCCCAUAAAACAAUGGGCAAUUAUACCACUGCACUAUCAUACUUGGAGAAAACACUUGCAAUUCAACAGAAGUCUCUUCCAUCUAGUCAUCCAUCAUUAGCAACAACCUACAAUAACAUUGCUACGGUACAUGAAUUGAUGGGCGACUGCUCGACUGCACUCUCAUAUUAUGAGAAAUCCCUUGACAUUCGGCAGAAGUGUCUACCACCUAAUCAUUCACAGCUGGCUAGUAUUUAUAACAACUUAGGUGAGGUCUAUCGAUCAACGGGUAAUUUUUCGAAUGCACUCUCUUACUAUGAAAAAGCAUCCGAAAUACAGCAGAGAUCUCUUAAACCCGAUCAUCCAUCACUAGCUAUAACCUACAACAACAUUGCGGCAACACAUGAUUCAAUGGGAAACUAUUCGAUUGCACUAUCAUACUAUGCGAAGACACUUGAAAUUGAGCUGAAAUCCCUGUCACCUAAUCAUCUGGAAUUGACUACAACUUACAACAAUAUAGGCGAGAUAUCUCUUCCACCUGAUGAUAUUCAACUUGCUACAACCUACAGUAAUAUGGGUAUUGCUCGUGAUUCGCAGGAAGAUUAUCCGACUGCACUCACAUACUAUGAGAAGGCUCUUGAAAUUCAGCAAAAAUCACUGUCACCAAAUCAUCCAUCGUUGGUUACGAUCUACGCACUGGAACAUCUUGGUCGUUUUACAGAUGCUGUUGAACAUGCUGAGCGAGCAGUUGAAAUCGUUUCUCUUACAUUGGGUACGGAUCAUAUCGAAGUUAGUCAGAAUCAAGACUAUCUCGACAAACUCCGUGAAAAACUCUAAUUGUUGAUAUUUUUUAAUCAUACUAGCUGUGAUAUGGUACACAAAAAGCAACAAAGUAAAUGAAAUACAUUCACUCAUUCUAAAAAUAAAUGGUUUUUUACGAAACCUUUUUGCCAAUAAAAGGUUUCGUACAAAAUCCUCUAUAAAAGGGAGCACAGGUUCGGUUCAAUAGUUAUUAACAUAUCUAUUUUCUACGAUCAACUUCAUUCUAAAUAAUAUUCCAUUUGUCGAGAGAAGACAAGUAACGCUCGUCGUUUCUACUCCUUGAUUUUUAUGAUUUAUUUUCACAUAAUCACCUAUAAAGAUGAAAGUAUGAAUGAUCAGAGUUUUCGAUCAUACACGACUUCAAUUACCUUGUUGCAAGCGAAUAAAGAACAAGAUCGUUCGCUUAUCGAUCAUAUAUAUAAAAUAUGGGAUUUUCUCUUCUUUCUUUUUCUGAUCCGUUGACCUAUUUUAUGUUAUUUCUAAGUGGGAAAAAAGAAGAUAAUAUCAGCUUUCUUUCCCUUGCUCUUUUCUUGCUCUCAGCUAUAAAUAUUCGCGUUUUCUUCUUCAAUAAAUGGUGAUAAUAACUCAACUGAAAACACUAUCGUUUUUCGACCUUGGAUAAGAUUAUAACAAAAGCUCUGAUCAUCAUGAGGAUACAUGAAACUAAUACCUCAAGUAGCAGUCGAAAAUAUAUUAGAGAUAGCAAGCAUUGACUGCAACUUUAUGUUGCGGACAGUCAUUCUGUCAUAUGAUCACAAGUAGGCAUGCAACGGUUACGGUUAUUAACCGUUUAACCGUAACCGUAAAUAACCGUAACCGUAAUAACCGGUCGAACGGUUAACCGUAACCGUAAUAACCGGUCGAACGGUUAACCGUAACCGUAAUAACCGGUCGAACGGUUAACCGUAACCGUAAUAACCGGUCGAACGGUUAACCGUAACCGUAAAUAACCGCUUCAUAACAGCUUCGUGUACUGAUUGUAGAAAAAUAAAGAAUAAUUUAUUUGGAAAGAAAGAAUAGUAUAUACAAUCUUGUUUGGAUUCUUUGAGCGA
Messenger RNA from Didymodactylos carnosus, 4190 nucleotides. Lineage: Eukaryota; Metazoa; Rotifera; Eurotatoria; Philodinida; Philodinidae. The record is from the annotation of a GenBank genome assembly.